Striga hermonthica is the source of this 1797-nucleotide messenger RNA. NCBI's taxonomy places the organism in Eukaryota, Viridiplantae, Streptophyta, Magnoliopsida, Lamiales, Orobanchaceae. The record is from the annotation of a GenBank genome assembly.
AUGAUGGCGGACAAGUCUAGCUCUACUGUUUACAUUGGUAACCUGGAUGAGAGAGUCGGUGAUAGGGUGCUGUAUGAUAUUCUCAUUCAAGCAGGCCGUGUGGUGGAUUUACAUAUUCCUCGGGACAGGGAGACCGAUAAGCCUAAAGGUUUUGCUUUUGCUGAAUACGAGUCGGAAGAGGUGGCUGCUUAUGCUGUGAAGCUUUUCACUGGGCUUGUGACACUCUACAAGAGGACACUGAAAUUUGCGAUUUCUGGGCAAGACAAAUCCUCAGCGAGUUUACCCGUUGCAAAUACCCCUAUGGUUACUUCCUCUCUCAAACCAAGGCCAUACCAUGCCCCAUAUGAUAAUACAGAACUUUCAUCUCAAUCAUUAAGCCGGUUCUCAGAGAACAAAAUAAAUUACAUACAAGCGCCGGUUCCUUAUGAUGUAUCUAUGAACCAACCUAAUGGGUAUAGAACACACCAUGACAGCGUCGAUUACAAUUACAGUCGAAGAGUAUUCGGGGCAGUAUUGGAUAGUAUGAUGAGGAGGAGGGAACCCACCUGGGAUGCAGAUGAAAUAGAGACCAUGUCCGUUAUUCUUAGCCCCUCCGCCGUCGUCUACACUCCACCUCCGGCGGACCUCUUCACCAUCAACAAUUACAUUAACAGCCUAGCCAAAAGCGGCCAGCUGCAUCUGGCCAACAAAGUGUUCGGCAAAAUGCCUCAGAAAAACGCAGUUUCUUGGACGGUCCUCAUUUCAGGCUAUGCUCAGCAUGGGAAGUCCGAUCAAUGCUUCCACUUGUUUGGUCAGAUGAUGUUCCAUUUCAGGCCCAACGAUUUCGCUUAUGCGAGUGUGCUGUCGGUGUGCGACUGCCCACGUGGCCGGCAAGUUCACGGGCUUGUUCUGAAAACCGGUUUCGGUUCUUGGAUUUAUGUUGCUAAUUCUCUCUUGGCCAUGUACUGGAAGAACAGUCGUGAUUCUGGUUCGGAAGCUUGGAGGGUGUUUGAGUCAAUGGAUUUCCGUAAUCUUGUUACUUACAAUUCAAUGAUUUCAGGGUUCGGGAUGCAUGGAGAAGGUGAUAGAGCAAUGGAUUUAUUCAUAAGAAUGCAUCAUGAUGGGGUCGAGUUCGAUCGUGCUACAAUAUUGGCUUUGGCUGGCUUGGUCCUGGAUGUGUCAAAAACUGCUCUGAUCAAAGGCUAUUCUGCUCUGGCUAGCGAAUUUAGUGGUUGUCUUAAGUUGUUCAUGGAGACAAGUGGUAAUGAUCGCGAUAUUGUUCUGUGGACUGGAAUUUUGACAGCUUGUGCCGAAUGGGAACCUCAUGCUGAAGGCCUAUGCUGCUAUGCAAUGCAUGGUAAGGCUGAAAAUGCGUUGAUUGCUUUCGAGAAAUGGACGUUGGUCCCGAUGGGACCAUUUCCGCAGCUCGACCACUAUGCAUGCAUGGUCGAUAUUCUCGGCCGGGCUGGACAUGUUUCGGAGGUCGAAAGAAUCGUAAGGGAAAUGCCUAUGAGGCCCGAUUAUGUCAUCCGGAGUGCUUUCCUUGGUGCGUGUCAUAAAUAUGGGGACGCGAGGGCAGCCAGCCUUGCGUUGUCAAACUUGAAGGAAUUGGAUCCCGAAAACUCACUGGGGUAUGUUUUGACCUCGAAUAUUUAUUGCUUGUUUAGAAACUAUGAUGUAGGUGGUUCCUUGCGAAUGAAAAUGAAUCAUAUUGGGGUUAGAAAGGAACCGGGUUUGAGCUGGACAGAGGUGGGCCACCGAGUCCAUGAAUUUUCCUGUGGGGGCCAUCGGCACCACAUGUUAAUCCACCAAUUAUGA